GCGGCAGAGGGCGGGGGGGCCGGAAGUGGAUAGUAGUAACCCGGAAGGGGAGUCCUCCGCUGGCUGUGGUGUUGAUGUUUUCGGGUUACUGCUACGUCUCUGAUUAAGGGAACCCCCGGGAAGGAUGGUGUGCGAAAAAUGUGAAAAGAAACUUGGUACUGUUAUCACUCCAGAUACAUGGAAAGAUGGUGCAAGGAAUACCACAGAAAGUGGUGGAAGAAAGCUGAAUGAAAAUAAAGCUUUGACUUCAAAAAAAGCAAGAUUUGAUCCCUAUGGAAAGAAUAAGUUCUCCACUUGCAGAAUUUGUAAAAGUUCCGUGCACCAACCAGGUUCUCAUUACUGCCAGGGCUGUGCAUACAAAAAGGGCAUCUGUGCGAUGUGUGGAAAAAAGGUUUUGGAUAUCAAAAACUACAAGCAAACAUCUGUCUAAAUGUAUUGGUGAAGUUUCUGGCUUUCUAUUUGAUUUUACUUUCUGCUUUGAAUUUGCAAGGCAUAACAUAGAUGUUCAAGUUACAAAAUAACAUGUCUUAUUAUGACAUGAAUUUUAAACCAGGCAAGUUCAUUGGUACUCAUUCUUUUGCUCUCAAGAAGUUCUGAAUAGCAACACUGUAACCAAUUUUCUGCCUUGUUGUUAUUUUCAUGACAAACAUCUUACUGAACUAGAAUAAGUAGCAAAUUUAACAAAAAAAUACUUUCCCAGUUCUGUAUGCACUUUUUAUUUAAUUAUUCAUGUAAUUCUUACUAUCCUCUCCCUUUACCUUAUUUAUAGAUAUUGAAAAAGUGAGAUCAUUGGUAUUUUUUUCUGAACUUGGCAUCCAGAUUUAUUCUUCCCUCAUUCCCUUGUUGGCUGCAUAGUUCAUAGAAUCAGCAGUCUUUUCAUUCAUUGCAGUUUCACAGGGCAUUUAAAUAUCAGACCAUUGGUGCUGAAGAGUUCCUUAGUAAUUAGCUCAGACUCAAAUCGAACACAAGUUGUGUUUAUGAUAUUUUUUAUUUGUCCUUGAAGCCAAAGUGCCAAUACCUUUCAUGUGAAACUGGGAAUGCAAGAGACACUCUGUAUGUAUCCAAAUGAAUACACUGGGUUUUAGAAAAACACAUAACACAUGUUUCUUUGAAUUCAAACUGUCAGGAAGGCCAGGAGAACAAUGUUCACCCAUGAUGAUGUGUAAUGUUUUAAUUGCCACUCUUUGGAAACUCUCUUUGAAGCAGAAACCAAACUUUUUUUAACCUCCUUCUCUGCCUCCCAUCCCUGUAUGCCCAAUAAAUAGAACAAAAUAAGCAUUUUGACUCUUUAUAUGUACAUAUAAAUAUGUAUAUAUAAUAGACUGCUGAAAGACCACAAAGAUUUUUCUUAUGCUGCCUCCAGAGGUUCAGGACUUCUGCUUUUGAAACCUGCAGCCUACUAUGGGAGACCAAGAGGUUUGGGAUUAAGUACAACUUUUUUAAUUGCCAAGGGCAGUAUAUAUAAAUACAUAUCACUGUAAGAUAUGUAGAAUAGAUAAUGUAACAUAUGGGGUAUAGAUAAUUACAUUUUUAUUUGUUUAAACAUUAUAGAAAGUAUUUAAAAUUUUAACUGUUUCAUUUAUCUAUAAGGUUUUUUAAACUUUUUCUAGAAUACAUUGUUAUUCUUAUCCAGAAAGAUCACAAGGAUGGUGCAAAAAAUGCAAUUUGCCACAGUAGCUCUGAAGGCAGGAAGUAUCUUCUCAUGCUGUAAUCAAUUUGGAAUUUUUAAUUAAAAUCAAUACAAGGGAUCCAUAAUAGGACCCCGGUAGAGAGUGGCGAAGGUUCAUGAAAAGUUGGGUUGGUCAACUUUGGGAAGAAUACAUCUCUCAGGUAUCGACUGGGAUCUAGACUUCCACAACUCACAUUUCAUAUUCAUGCCUUGAGUACCCUGCUUCCAUAAAUGAUCCAAUGGCCUAGCUUAGGUUCUAUGAAGAUUUUUGCUAGUAUUACAUCUCAGAACAGAAUACAAAUAUUGUAAAUCUUCAUAUUAUUGAAGUAAUACUAUGACUACCAAAAAUUGAAUAGUUGUUAAAUGAAAAGGAAGAUCCCCAAACCAAACAUGAACAUAGUGUUUUUUAAAAAGAAGUCAUAAAAACAGAAAAUACCACAUUCAGAUAGCAGAAUUAAGGACAAACAUAGAUUUUAUUAAAGUAAAUGCACAAAUGAUGAGAUAACGUAUUUUUUUAAAUUUCAGAUUGCAUUUUAUAUACAUACAUAAAUAUGAAACAAUUAAAUACUAAUAGAACACUUAAGUGUAUUCAUUAGAAUAUGCCGUCAAGAUGACAUAAGAAUUACAUAUAUGUACAGAAGUUUAUGUAUACAUAGAAAACAUCUGAAAUCUUAUUAGUACUGUUUUGCUCUGUGGAGUGGAGCUGGGGGUUAAGAAAAGAGAGGCUUAACCCUUUAUAGCCUAAUGCCAACAACCUAAUAAUUUUAGCCCCUAGUUCCCUUACCUGGGGUAACAGGAGAAUAUUAAGAAUUUUAGUAUCCUGGAAAUGAAUAUUUACGAGCAGAUAUAUGUAUAUAUUUGUUCUGCGCAUUUUAAGUAGAAGAAAUAUAUAUACUGUUCUUCACUUUGACUUUUUUAAUAUUUCUCAUAUUUGCUUUACCAUUUUCUAUCUCUUAUUGUAUAUUUUUUCUUGACCUAUUUGAGGGUACAUUACAGACAUCAUAUCCUUUGCCCCCCUUUUUUAAGGCAGUACAACAUGAUGGUUUGAUUUAUAUAUAUUGUGAAGUAAUUACCACAUUAGGUUCCAGCUAACAUUCAUCUUCUCGUGUAGAUGCAAUGAAACAAUUUUUAUCCCUCUUUUCAUAAAAAUUUUUGUUUGAAUUAUGUGUAAAUAAAAAUUUAUUCACAAGGAAAAAAAA
Molecule: messenger RNA, 2868 nt
Organism: Manis javanica (Malayan pangolin)
Lineage: Eukaryota; Metazoa; Chordata; Mammalia; Pholidota; Manidae
Gene: CRIPT
Product: CXXC repeat containing interactor of PDZ3 domain
Biological process (GO): cytoplasmic microtubule organization
Cellular component (GO): dendrite
Molecular function (GO): microtubule binding; PDZ domain binding
Source: RefSeq, a predicted model, not a curated record